Messenger RNA from Monomorium pharaonis (pharaoh ant), 1729 nucleotides. RefSeq lists its product as uncharacterized. The transcript is spliced from 5 exons. NCBI's taxonomy places the organism in Eukaryota, Metazoa, Arthropoda, Insecta, Hymenoptera, Formicidae. Bases 1 to 1500 code for a protein of 499 amino acids. The record is from RefSeq and is a predicted model, not a curated record.
AUGGGCAAUCAGGUGGUACGCGGUGGAAACACAUCGCACAAGAAAACGGAAUCGGCGACCGCGACGGGCGGCGUCGGUAACGGGAACGGGAAUCACGGCACCACGAACGUCACCUCUGCCACCGUCUCCAAGAGCGAGCCGGACUCUCAUCACAACUCUCACACGCAAUUCCACCCGAUCGAGAGCCUCGCCAAGAUACUAUCGCAUCAUGCCUAUCAAGAGACACAUGUCAACGGCAUUACUAUGUCUGUCUUCGAAACAUACUUAUUUCCCACUCAUCCAGAACUGAGUGAAAAACUCUUCACCUAUUUACACCACAAUGCCCAUAGCACAACCGCAUACAUAAGUACAAAUGCCUUCAAGCAGCAAGCAGAAAAAUUUUUGUCGGUGAUGAAUGACCAAGCUAUACUCGAAAAUUACAUAAAGAUGUAUUCUGACAUGAAAAACGGCGGUAACGUUACCCCUGAAACGCUGCGAGCGUUGUUGAUGUGCUGCUAUCAGCUAGCGAUGGAAAAUAACAGCACCAGUUCGUGCCUUCACUCGCAACAGAUAAUAAAUGCAGUUGUCGUUUCAUGCUUUCACGGCAAGAGUAACUUGUCCACGAGUUACGUGAGCAAUUGGAUCGGGCAACACUGCCCGCGCCUAGUGUACGGCCUACAGCGAUACGUAAUACACGUAUUAACGACUGCUUAUCGCAACGGUAAAGUACUUUUGUCGAAGGAGCAACCGCAACCUCCAGUGGAAGUAUUUACUCCCGUAUUGGAAAAGUCGGAUCGAGAGUUUCCUCAAACAAACUCGUUACCAAUAAGCUAUGUCUGGCUGUUAUCGUGUACGCUACCGCAGUGCUACCUCCAGACCAACGAUUCACCGAAGGACAUAACUCACGCUUUGAUAGCCAGAAGAACAGGCAGUAUUUGUCCAAGGCAUUGGACGUUACUGUACAAUAGCGGAGAGCACGGAGCCGGAGCUAAUCGCUUCCUUCACCAUGUAUUAAGUUACAGAGGUCCAACUUUGCUAAUUAUAAGAGCAACUAGCGUAGAGAGGGACGAGGAAUGUCCGACGUAUUGCAUAUGCUCGGCCGACGAGUGGCGUGAGAGUCAUCUCUAUUGGGGCGAUGAAGACUCGGUGGGCAUUCAACUAACUCCGUCCUACAGAAUCAUAGAGAAAGGUCCGAAGAUACUAUAUCUGAAUACGAACAUCAGGGGCUAUCCGCAUGGUUUGCGACUCGGUAGCGAUCCGCGCUCGCCGCUUAUCAGUAUCGACGAAUCAUUCCACUCGGUGUCUAUCGCCGGUGCGCCUUAUCGCAUCGCCAGCCUGGAAGUCUGGGGUUGCGGCGAUAUGAAGUUGAGGGAAAAACAAUUGGAAAUCAAGAAAUGGCAGGUGAAGGAGGCGGAAAAGCAGAGGGUCGUCAAGAUGAGCGCGAGUGACUGGCUGGACCAUCCCGAUCGUUACUUACUAGAACUGGCUGGUAGAGCGUCUUACAAUGAGUCUAACAAGUAGAGUCGCGUGAGGACACGCGCGCGCGUGCGCGCGCUUAAAUAACUGCUCAUAUUGCUACUUUACAUGCCUUGUACAUAUGUAUAUAGCAAAGAUAUUAUCACCGGAGUUUCUGUACUUAUGUUGGUGUACGAAGAACGUACGCACGAAAUGUGAUUAUUAUGUGACUUACGUGAAAUACAGGGACUUAUGCUUGAUGUACUUAAGCACAAGUGCCAGUUGGUAAUCGUCU